AUGUUCCAACUGAUCUAUUUCUGUUCACUCGUAUUCAGUGCAAUCAAAUCAGAAAGAUCGACACCUGCUGGAUCUGAGCAAAACUACGAGGCAAUCAGGUCUCCUAAAACCACCCAUUUUCACGAAAAGUGCUCCUGUUCAAGGCGACUUUUUUACAACUACUUUCUUUGCUGCUUUGGUAUUCAGUGCAGUGGCUGCCUAACAAGAUCAUUUUUAUCAAGACAAAGGCAUCAAUCAAAUCCUGACUUAUCCGGUGGCCAAGUUACGCCUGAAAUCAGCCUAGGACCCCUUGAACUCCACAGUGAUGACAGCAACUGA
Enterospora canceri is the source of this 318-nucleotide messenger RNA. Lineage: Eukaryota; Fungi; Microsporidia; Enterocytozoonidae. The record is from the annotation of a GenBank genome assembly.